Messenger RNA from Exophiala spinifera, 840 nucleotides. RefSeq lists its product as uncharacterized. Gene Ontology annotation, molecular function: ADP-ribose pyrophosphatase activity; ADP-glucose pyrophosphatase activity. Lineage: Eukaryota; Fungi; Ascomycota; Eurotiomycetes; Chaetothyriales; Herpotrichiellaceae. The record is from RefSeq and is a predicted model, not a curated record. Gene Ontology annotation, biological process: nucleoside phosphate metabolic process; ribose phosphate metabolic process. The transcript has a single exon. Bases 1 to 840 code for a protein of 279 amino acids.
AUGAUCUCAUUCGACCUUAAAGGUUUCUACGAUCCUCCCGACGAUCCUCCCAAGGUGACAGUACAACCGGACGGAGUCAGCGAAGAUCAAAUUCGAGAUUUUCCGGCAUUCAAUAUUUGGUGCGGUACACUCAGGCGGUCACUCUACGAGCAGAGCACGAUAGAAGACCAUCCAUUUUACGACUCGCCCUUUAAACUCAAGUCUAUCACCAUCCAAUCCGUUGACAUUUUCAGGAACGGCCAAAUUGGCUUUCUAAAAUUGAACGCAGAGAUCAAAAACGAAAGGGGCCAGGAGCUUCCGGGGAUUUGUUUUCUUCGCGGCGGGAGUGUUGGUAUCCUCAUGAUUCUCACGCCAAGGGAUGCCAUCGACGAGAAAUGGGUCAUCAUGACCUCGCAGCCACGCGUGCCCGCGGGAACUCUUACAUUCGUGGAGAUCCCUGCCGGCAUGUUGGACUACCACAGAGGGACAUUUGCGGGCAAAGCAGCUUUGGAGAUAGAGGAAGAAACCGGCCUCUCGAUUCCAACAGGGGAGCUUAGAGACUUGACACAACUUGCUCUCGAGGGUUCCGAGAUAGAAGAGCACAAACAACUCAAGCCCGCAAUGUACCCAAGCCCAGGCGGCUGCGAUGAAUACAUCGCGUUGAUGCUCUGGGAGAAGGAAAUGGACAGGCAGGAAAUCGAGGACUUGAAAGGAAGGCUGACAGGCUUGAGGACCCAGGGAGAGUUGAUCACGUUAAAGCUGCUCCCUUAUGCCGAGCUUUGGAGAGAAGGUGCUAGGGAUGCGAAGACGCUGGCUGCCUGGGCCUUGUACGAAGGUUUGAAGAGGGCUGGAAAACUCUGA